AUGACAAUCCUUCAAUUCCUCCGAAAAGCCCGUCAAAUACACCUUCAAUUCCUCUCAGGAUCCCUCACUGAAUCCCCAAUCUACGUCCUGGGUAAUCCCUCCGCAGACCUCGAUUCAAUCAUCUCCGCCAUAAUCUACUCCUACUGCGCCAACAACCACCUCCCAAGCAAGACACCACGCCCUCAUAUUCCUCUCCUGAAUCUCCCCAAAAUUCCAUCUGGCCCAGACCUAUACCGCCUCCGACCCGAAUUCGUCACAGCGCUCUGGCUCUCCACACCCUUCCCCGCACUAAGACCCGAUGAACAGUUUGAGGAUUCGGCCGAGUCUGCAGGGAACUUGCUACGCGACCAUAUAAUCACGGUAGCUGAUUUCGCCCAAUCACUACACGAUCUAAAGCCACCAAGAAAGCAUAUCGAAGCAGACACUGUAUUGGUGGAUUGGAAUGCAUUACCCGAACGCCUCCCCGGAGGUGCAGGAGCAGAGGGGAAGGGGUCCCUGGGUGGCGUCUUAUCAGAAGUAACCUUUCAUGCGGUGGGCUGCAUAGACCAUCACGUCGACGAACGCUUCAUGCCUGACAAGGAAAAACUACCUUUCAGCCAGCCGAUUAUAAUCCAGCCUGGACCGGGGUCAUGUUCCUCGCUUAUUACGAAUGAGAUGCGCGAGCGUGGACUUUGGGGUUCGGGCUCGGAUUCUGCUAGCGUGGACGCGUCAUCGGAGAUGGCGCAGGCGGCGAAGUUGGCCCUUGCGGCUAUACUUAUUGAUACUUCGAAUUUGCAGGCUGAGGGGAAGGUUACACAGGUAGACGUACGCGCUGUUGAGUUCCUGCAGGCACAGGUUGCGGCGGUCGGAGGUGAAGAAGGGUCUACAUGGGAUAUGGAGAAAUUCUAUGAGCAAGUUCUCUGGGCGAAACAGAAUAGUCUGGAUCGGUUAACCCUGUCUGAGGUCUUGGGGAGGGAUUAUAAGGAGUGGACUGAGACGGCGCAGUCUUCGGGGACGAGCAUGACGAUUGGAUUUUGUUCGUCUGUUAAGCCGAUUCGUUGGAUUCUUCGCAAGGCUGGUGGAUCUCAGGCAUUUUUGGAUGGAAUACAGGAGUUUGCGUCUUCGGAGGGGAGACAUCUGGACGCGGUGGUUGUAAUGACUUCCUUUACUUCCAAGAAUGGCGAGUUCGCUCGUGAGCUCUUUGUUAGUACCGUGGAGGAGCAGAGUCCGGUCAUCGAUGGGAUUAAAUCAUUUGUUGAGAAUUCCGCGUCUCAGCUGGAUUUGGUCACAUGGUCUACCUUGGAUGGUGAAUCUGUGGAUAUCCCUGAUGAGGAGAUACGAUCUACCUUGGAUGGAGAUGAGGGUAUUUGGAGGCGAUUAUGGAUCCAGAAGAAUACCAAAGCGAGCAGAAAACAAGUAGCACCGCUUAUGCGAGAUGCUCUAUCCAAGCUUUGA
Messenger RNA from Penicillium malachiteum, 1434 nucleotides. Its product is annotated as putative exopolyphosphatase. Bases 1 to 1434 code for a protein of 477 amino acids. Gene Ontology annotation, molecular function: exopolyphosphatase activity. NCBI's taxonomy places the organism in Eukaryota, Fungi, Ascomycota, Eurotiomycetes, Eurotiales, Aspergillaceae. The transcript has a single exon. The record is from RefSeq and is a predicted model, not a curated record. Gene Ontology annotation, cellular component: cytoplasm.